Molecule: messenger RNA, 748 nt
Organism: Ipomoea triloba (trilobed morning glory)
Lineage: Eukaryota; Viridiplantae; Streptophyta; Magnoliopsida; Solanales; Convolvulaceae
Product: putative RNA-binding protein Luc7-like 1
Exons: 5
Coding region: 16-480 (154 amino acids)
Biological process (GO): mRNA splice site recognition
Cellular component (GO): U2-type prespliceosome; U1 snRNP
Molecular function (GO): mRNA binding
Source: RefSeq, a predicted model, not a curated record
AAAUGUUGGUUUAUUAUGUUGAUAUUGUUGCUAUUUUUGCAGACUGAUCAGAAGCUGCGUGUUUGUGACAUUUGUGGAGCAUUUUUAAGUGUUUAUGACAGUGAUCGUCGUUUAGCUGACCAUUUCGGAGGAAAGCUCCACUUAGGUUAUAUGCAAAUCCGAGAGAAGCUGGCUGACCUUCAGGAAGAGAGAAACAAAAAACGAAAAGCCCAUGAAGAAGUGAGAAGAUCUAAAGAACGAAGUAGCCGGGACCGUGAAAGGGAACCAAGCAGGGAUCGAGGUGAAAGCCGUGAACAAGGGAGGGAUUAUGAUCGUAAGAACAGAGAGCGUGAUAGGCACUAUGACCGAGAUCGCAGCUACGAUAGGGAGCAUGAUAGGGAGAGGGAGCACUCUCGCAACUAUGAUUCUAGGAGUCGGCGCAGAUCACGGUCAAGAUCCAUAGAACGCUCAAGGAAUUACAAUCGCCACAGGCGAUACUGAUUGCUACUCUAGCUCAACCACUGUGCAUGGUGCAGCUGAAAGCGUUGGGAGGGAUUCAUUCUGAUACCGUUCUUGUACUCACAGGAGAGUUUGUGGAUUUUCAUGAAUGACUUUAUUUAAAUGAUUCCUAGUAGAUUUAGUCGUUUCAUGGAAUUGCUAGCAUAAGACAAUAUUUGAAAAACAUACAACUCUUUUCUAUUUAAAGUAAUAUUUACAUUUAUAUUUUUAGGAUAAAUGCGAAGUGGAAUGAUGAUGAUGAAAUAUUUUA